AUGGACAGACAAAACAUGUCAACCAACGUAACUGGGCCGAAUGACGUCACUUCCGAUCCUUUCGCAAACUAUUCGGAGAGAUCAGCGACAUUUGCCAGCAUUUUUGACACCGUUAGCUCUGAUAGAAUCAAUGCAACUCUCGGGUUCUCUGAUAGCAUCAACGUUACUACUGCCGUGGCUACAUUUGUGGAUCCAUACGCUACAACGCCACUUGAGAGAGGCAUUGAAGCGGCACUCCUUGGUGUGUUGGGUGUAUUUGGAACAAUCCUAAACUGUUUUCUGAUUGCAAAUGUAGUUUACAAUAAAGAUCUAAGGAAACCGUUGCAUUACAUGUUUUGCAUGAUUGCAUUCUUAGAUAUAACUAUUGUCAUCCCUUGUCCUUUUAUGGCGUACGGUACCUGGCGAGAUCGUUGGGACUUACCUCAUUGGAUGUGUAUCUCCAUAGCGGCCGUGCAAGGCUGGGGUUUGUCCACCACAAUCGUUUGUCAUUGUUUGAUCGGGCUCAAUUGUGCAUUGAAAUGUGAAUUUCGGUCUGAUCUUGCGAAUAAGUUAAGCAGUGUUAAGUCAAUGAUGAUACUUUUCUUUAUAGCAUGGGUGGCGGUGUUCCUAUUGAUUCCAUUUCCUUUGCUCCCCUUUGUAGACUACGUUCGUGUUGAUUAUGCCCCGGUGUUUGGCAUGUGCGUCAGCGCUUGGGACGCACCAGAUUUGAAGAACAUUGAGAUCUAUCUGUAUUGGGCGUUUGGCACCACUGUCGUUGUUCCUUAUUUCUUUUCCAUUGUGUUUUAUGGCAAGGUUCUUUGGGUCAUCAGACGUCGUCUUGAUACGUUCGAUAAUGAAAAUAUCAAACGUCAGUUUGUUAAUGCGUGCAAGCGUAUGGGUACGUUAUUUAGUGUGUUUACCCUUUGUUUCCUGCCGCAUACGAUUUAUACUCUCGCGGAUCCUUACAUCCUCUAUAUUUCCACUUGGGGCAUCAGGGGACUGUACAUCUUCUUCAUGUUUCACACUUGCUUCAAUCCUAUCAUCUGCCUCUUCACAAUGUCCGAUAUCAACGAGGGGUUGUGGCGAAUGGUUAAAUGUUUACCACGUGACCCCUCAAAACCACAACGACAUUCGAACUUGAAGAAACGACAAUCCGGAAUAAAGAAAAACCCUCCAAUCAAUCUUGGUCCAGAGAAAAACGUUGUGAAUGACAUUAAUAAUACACCAGUUAAUGUAGCUAAUGCUGCAUCAAUUGCGACAAUCAGUUCACUUGUUCCCAGUGAAAGCGUAGAAAGAGUGCACGCAUAAUGAACACCUUUCAAGUGACAGUGAUCAAACAUUCUAUCAACCCCUAAAG
Messenger RNA from Owenia fusiformis, 1336 nucleotides. The record is from the annotation of a GenBank genome assembly. Lineage: Eukaryota; Metazoa; Annelida; Polychaeta; Sabellida; Oweniidae.